CUACUUCUCCAAACCCAGCAUUUCACAAGAUCCCCAGCAACAAAAAAUGCAGGCAGCCUUAAGCUUGACACUUUCAUCACCUCUCCCCAUAGUUACAACCACCAAAACUUCGUCUCCGCCGUGCAAACCCACGCUCCAAUUGCAGACUCCUAGACGUUUCGUUAUCAAAGCAACGCCCGUCCGACAGGACAACUCGACGGUUGAUUACAGCUCCACGGCCUCUGUAUUUCCAGCUGAGGCAUGCGAGACCGUCGGAGGAGAAGCUUGCGAUGUCGAGAUGUUCCCCGAAGUUAAGCUAAAGAAAGAAGCUCAAAGCAAUAAGGAAAAGAGUGGGCCGGAGCAGAUUGAGAGAGAAUACUUGGAGUACAACAGUCCCAAGACGGUUUUCAUCGGAGAGGCUUGUGAUGAUCUGGGAGGAGAAUUCUGUGAGCCCGAGUAUCAGAAAGGGGUUCAAUGAUCACCAGAUAACUUGAAAUGAAACAGUUAUCGUAGAUAAAUAAUGUAUGGUUCAUCACCAUACUUGUAACCUAUUUACUCUCCUUUCCUCUGUUUUCUUAAUAAUUUGAAUGAUUAUAAUACAUUUAAAAUUUUCUUAAUCAA
This is a messenger RNA of Hibiscus syriacus, 600 nucleotides long. Its product is annotated as light-regulated protein, chloroplastic-like. The transcript has 3 exons. The record is from RefSeq and is a predicted model, not a curated record. Bases 47 to 457 code for a protein of 136 amino acids. Lineage: Eukaryota; Viridiplantae; Streptophyta; Magnoliopsida; Malvales; Malvaceae. Gene Ontology annotation, cellular component: chloroplast.